Molecule: messenger RNA, 3122 nt
Organism: Austrofundulus limnaeus
Lineage: Eukaryota; Metazoa; Chordata; Actinopteri; Cyprinodontiformes; Rivulidae
Source: RefSeq, a predicted model, not a curated record
AGAGCUACAGCUGGAUUCAGAAGAACCAGACUAGAACUCACAGAGGGUAACUUGGACAACAACCACCCCAGCACCUCCUCUUCUAUACAUUCAGAGAAUCCUGUUUCCAUGGACAUGAACUCCUCACCACCGGUAACACAUGACUCAUGUAGCAACAAUCAAAGCCUAGAGGGUCUUUAUUGCUCAGAGACCCACGUGGAAGAAGAGGAGGCUGCUGAGGGAGAUCUUAUUUUGAAGACUGAAGAUGAGACUGGAGGACAAGAACAAGAUGAUGGUUGGAGAGACGUCUGUAAUGAAAWAGAUGAAGGAGGAUGGGAAGUGAAAGGUGAAGAAGAACCGGACCAGACAGGAAAUGGAGAUGAGGAAGAAAGGACUGAAAACCUGGGGAACGUAGAAGAAAAUGAAACAGUGGAUGAAUGGCUAACAGAGAAAAAACAAGAUUCAUCAUCAGAUCUACUCUUUAAUGAAAAUCCAAACUACCUUUUGUUUCAGCAGCCAGCUGUCACAUCGGAUCCUCCAGAAGCUGCCUUGCAGGAGUCCUGGAGAUGGGAGGACUCUGGAAAGACAGAUGCAUUUAGCAACGAUCACCUUAGUGACUGCCUUCAGGCCAAACUAGCCAUUGUUUACCCUGAGAGUGAUGCAGAGGAGGACCAAUGGGCAGCCUUAUCCUCCUGUGAGAACACCAGCCACAUUGAGGAAAGUGACAUAAUGACUGAUAGCACAUAUGAUACAGAGAGCAAGGAGGAUGGAAUAUUUAGUGUAGAAAUAGAGACGAGAGUGGAGGAGCAGGCAGAAGAGGAGGUGAAAGGAGAAGACCAGGAGGAUGAUGAAGACCAGAUGAAGUCAGGAAGAGAUCUGACCCUGCAGUCUCCUUCUAUCAGCUCCAUGACCAGCUCAGUGGACUCUGACAGGAGAAUUCCUUUAGAUUUCUGUGUGCAACAGGAGACCMUCAGCGAGAACGUCUCCACAGAACAUUUGGAUUUUCUGUUGGCGAGGAAGCAGUGGAAGAAGAUGGAGGAGGAGGUCAAAGGUCAGCCCAUCCCCAAACCAGGACUCAAAGCUCAGGGGAGCUUUCAGGGCACCCACUCUGCAUUAUACCCACCUACUCGCAGCCCCCGCCUCCAACACAGGGGAAUUCAACCUCAAGUGUCCAAGGAGCCUCCUCCUUCAUCCACCUUGUCCCAAGGUUCAGAGGACACAGGCUUGGAUGAUUUUUUGUAUCGCAGCCCCCUGGAGGAACCAGAGAGUGCAGUGGAGAAGGAGAUCCGRCUGACUCUAGAGAGGGAGGAGCGGCACCGCAGGGAGAGAGGAAUGAUUGCACAGGGCCUUACAAUAUCUCCACUGCAGACAGGACGUUCCCCACCCAGACCUCCAGCCUGCCGCACCCCUACUCUGUCCAUCUCUCCWUCCCCCUCCUGCUCCUCCUCUCUCUCUCAGUCAACAUUUCAUGAGCUGACAGCCAAUAACGUCAUCAUCCUGGAGCCCAAUUCAUCCACAAACCGCCUCUUCCCCUCUGGUACUGGUGGUCUCUGUAACUGGCCCACUAGUCUUUACUCUGCGUCCCCGGCUAACGUGGUAGUGGUGGAAACCUCCAACCUGAUCAUUCGCAGUGCUUCUGAGUUCUGUCUGAGCUCAGUGCCUGCAUCUGCUGAAAGGCAGGAGAGCACCUUCACAUCCAACCCAUUCUUCAAGCUGCGCUCCAUAAGCAGCCAGUCACUGGUGGAGCAAGAGAUUCAAAUGGUGAGGCAGAGAGAGGAGGAAUGGAGGAGGCAGCGGGAGGAGAUGUGGAGGAAACAAAAAAGAGAGGARGAGUGGAGGAGAGGGAGAGAGAGAUACGACACUGUGCUGGUGUCCCCGGCCCUGAGUGAUAAUAUCAGUUUCAGUGUGCCAGAGGUUCCACACAGAUGUGUCUCCUCUCCRUCGUCCCCGUCCAGGCCCCGCAAAAUACAACGAUCCAGUUUGUCAUGUGACCACAAGUUUCCCACUUCCCUGUCUUCAGUGCCUCAGCGGCAGAACGCCAUGGCGCAACGAUGGGAGGCCACCCUGUUAGCCAAUCAGAAGGAGGAGUAGGAUAUUUGCUGCCACACAUGUUCCAUCCUCACCGUGUCCAGGAGAAUCAGGAGGUCUGAGYUUGGUCCUGCCAGCAGCCAUUGUCUUUGUUAUUUUCAACGCUGCAUAUUAGAUGCCAAGAUGGAUGAAAUGUCAGUUUUGUACAUGUGAAGAAGUGUGACGUGUGCUUUACUGCUAGCUUUCUUUGAACUGUAACAGUAAAUGACCUGCUUUAGGUUACUGUGUGUUUUAAAGUUCAAAUGUUUACAUGCAAUCACAUGGAACUGCCACACACUGUUCUUCAGUCUCUCCUGGUUUCUGCACACUGCCACAUGUGUUUCAUAAAAGGGAUGGGGCACAGUUUAACUGUAGUUCUCCUACAACAUGUAACCAUUAGUCCAAUCACAUCACAGUAUGUGUUAUUCUACAGGUAAUAUUUGUCACAUUUUGAUUUGUAGGAAGUUAUGGUUAUUGCACAAUUGUUUCUUUGAUGUUUCAUGUUUUUUAUGAAUGACYUACUCUAAUGCAGUAAUUUACAAAUGUUUCCUGAGGAGUCACAUUUUCAUGUUAAUUUUGUUUUGUAUAAAAUGUUAUAUAUAUUGCAUAUUUAAUCAGCCGCUUUUGAAGUAUUAUCUAUAUGCAGGGAUUGAUCACAUGAGUGCAAAACUUAGCAUGUUCUACACAUUUGGACUGACAGUUCUUGUAAACGAUGAGUGUGGAAAUGAUUGAUGAAGUGAAACACUUCUGAGCCACUUUGGAUGUUUCCCACUUGAGUGUUUUCUCAGUGUUGUGACACGGUAAAACAUUUAGCUCAGGACUUUAGUUAUACUUCUCGAGUCAGCUGUUAAGUUUUCUUAUAUUUUUGAAUCCUAAAGUUAUAUACUAUAGAGCAGUGGUUUCCAAAGUUGGGCUCGGGACCCUACUGUGGGUCAUGAAACAUCUGGUGAGGUUUCCCAGAUCAUGUCAGACAUCAAUUUAAGAGCAAAUAAUUUGUUAAUAGAAUCAAAAAGAAAAAAAAUACGAAGGUCCUCUGGAUGGGUUCCUGUCUAUAAGAACCUGUCCAGAGGACCCCA